AUGAGGAUACGACUUCCAUUCGCAGGCGUUUUCUUCCUCCUACUCCUCCUCGCGGGCUACGCCGGCCUGACCACGCUCCAGCUAGGCCUCUACAUCAACGACAAGGCCCUCCACCUCCUCACCUUCUUCCUGCUCACCGUGGUCUUCUACUGGAUCGUCGACACCAACCGCCGGCGCACCUUACACUUCACCCUCGUCAUAUGUACCUUGUGCCUGGGCGUCGGCUCCGAGUUCCUGCAGGGGUUCCUGCCCAACGGCCGCGAUUUCGAUUUUUAUGACAUCGUCGCCAAUGUUGUCGGCAGUCUGGCCGCCCUGGGGCUGUGCAGCUGGUACCACAAGCGCAUGCUCGAGCGGAAGCGCAUGAGGAAGACAUAUACGGCGGUGCCGGGCGGCGAGGUGGGUGAGGAUGGCGAGAUGGACAUCGAGCUGGGCGAGGGCGUCGUCGGUGCGCAGGAGAGCGGCAUUACUGAAGGCGUAGACGGGGGUGCCAUGACCUUGGAAGAAGAGGUGGACAAUUGGGACGAGAAUGCGCCGGACGACUGGGACGCUCCGGCGGAGGUGACCAACGCUGAAGAUACCAAGAAACAUCGUGCCGACUGA
Molecule: messenger RNA, 600 nt
Organism: Cryphonectria parasitica EP155
Lineage: Eukaryota; Fungi; Ascomycota; Sordariomycetes; Diaporthales; Cryphonectriaceae
Exons: 3
Coding region: 1-600 (199 amino acids)
Source: RefSeq, a predicted model, not a curated record